UACCGAGCUCCCGCUUUUUCACUCGCCAUGAUUCCACGAGUUUCCCCCGCCAUGCGUGGCCGGAAUGAUGAUGAAGGCUGUGAGACAUGCGUUGGCGCCGGACAGCUGGAGGGGUUUUUCAACAAUUCCUCGCUGGAGUCUGAGAGACGGGGCUGGGGCCACUUGGUGUCUACCUAUUUCCAAGGCACUUUGUUCUUUCACCUUCAAAGAAGUCCAGCGUUGCGGGGAGUUGAAUGGGCGCGAGAUGAUGUGGUGUUCUUCGAGGUGAUGGAAAUCAAUGGGAGGUAUGAGGCUGUCAAGAUGUUACUGCCCAGCAUGAUGGAGACCCAGCUGGGGUCGGAGUGCAAGGCUGAAGCUGACAUUGAGCAGUUCGAAGGUCAACGAAUUCAAGGGAAUUUGCGCAGCCAGUGGCAGCUGGUGAAGGAAAAGAAGUGGGGAUUCGUUUCUUGCAAUGAUCUCUUUGCGGGAAAUGUGUUUUGGCAUUUGGACGAAAAUCCCAAGAUGAAGGAUGUGAAAUUCCAACGCGGCGAUGUAGUGGAGUUUGAAGUCUACAGGGAUGACAGUCGAGGAGAGAAGUCCCAGUCUCGAGCCCGAAAUAUGGAGUUUAUCCACGCUGCGGAGACUCAGAAGGGGGAGCAGAAACUGCGGGAGUUCUCAAAAUACUUGAGCCCCAGCAAGCUGCUGAAGAAGCAAAAAUGGAUUGACAACUGGCGUGCCGGGCCUCCACCCGAUUGGACUUGCAAAGGUUGUGGAUAUCACAACUUUGGCCGCAACAAGAUUUGCAAGACGUGCGACACCAAAAGACCUCCUCGGGAAGAAUGGCCAGAAGAAAAGGAUGAAGAGCUUCAAAAGGCCGUGGCACCCAACAUCCCCUUGCUGCCUGCAGCGUUUCAGGCGAACUUACCUGUACAGUUUCAAUCCUUCGCUCAGAAACCAUUGGAAGUGAGACGGAACUUUGUGGAGGAGACGGAUAUGCUGCUAGAUGCCACAGCGCUGGGUAUCGGUGGUUUGGAGACGGAUAUGAUGCUAGAUGCCACUGCACUUGGUAUCGGUGGUUUGGAGACGGAUAUGAUGCUAGAUGCCACUGCACUUGGUAUCGGUGGUUUGGAGACGGAUAUGAUGCUAGAUGCCACUGCACUUGGUAUCGGUGGUUUGGAGACGGAUAUGAUGCUAGAUGCCACUGCACUUGGUACCACUGGCUUGCAGACGGAUACAUUCCUGGAUGCCACUGCACUUGGUACCACUGGCUUGCAGACGGAUACAUUCCUGGAUGCCACUGCACUUGGUACCACUGGCUUGCAGACGGAUACAUUCCUGGAUGCCACUGCACUUGGUACCACUGGCUGGCAGACAGGCGCAACACCAGAUGCCACUGAUUGGCACAGGGAUACAGCAUCUGGCUGGAACACAGAUGCAGCUGGCUGGAAGACGGAUGGCUCUGGGUGGAACAGGAACACUACGCAGAAUGCAAGUGGCUGGCAGGCAGAUGAGUGGCACAGGGAUACAACGCAUGCAAGUGGCUGGGAGAGAAAUUCAACCCCGGAUGCCAGUGGUUGGCGCAGUGAUGCAAACCAGCAUGCCUCUGCCUGGCAGACAGGUGCGAAUGCAACUGGCUGGCAGGAUGCCAAGGGCUGGCAGACGAACACCAUGGUAGACUACCUUUGCUAG
Molecule: messenger RNA, 1668 nt
Organism: Cladocopium goreaui
Lineage: Eukaryota; Dinophyceae; Suessiales; Symbiodiniaceae
Source: the annotation of a GenBank genome assembly